AUGCUCUCGAUUGAGGAGGUGAGGGCAAAAACGCUCUCGAGUGAGGAAAAUGACCUUCUCCAAAGGUCGAACAAAAAAUUCAAGCGAGUGGAAUCUCCAAGAGAUAGCCUAGAUGUAUCCAUGGUACCGAAUACUAUGGAAGAGGAAAACAAUCUGAAUAAGACUAUUUCGUAUAGUCAAGCAACAAGAGGGUUUGGAGGUUUGAGAAACCCUUUGUUUGAAGGGGAUGCUACAGAAGUGGAGCACAUCUCGGAUGAUGAGCAAGACUCUAAAGAGGAUAUGGGGGAUUCAUCAUGCCCUAUCAUCAAGUUAACGAAAGAAGAAAAAAGGAGAAUCAGAGUCCCUUGGAAGAACUCUUUGAUUAUCAAGUUAUUUGAUAAGAAACUGGGUUACGAAGUUUUGAUGCGGAGAUUGAGGGAGAAAUGGACUUUGAAGGGGGAGAUAACGUUAACUGAUGUUGGGCAUGCCUAUUAUGUGGUUCGCUUCAGUAACAUGGAAGAUUAUGAUUUUGUCUUAACUCAAGGCCCCUGGAUGAUAGGGGAGAGCUAUCUUACGAUUCGCAAAUGGGUGCCAAAUUUCAUUGCAGAUGAGGCUCCCAUUAAAACUCUCACUGCGUGGGUGAGAAUUCCUCAUCUGUCUGUUGAGUAUUUUGACAAGCAGAUUCUGCAUAAGAUUGGUUCCAAGAUAGGCAAGGUGAUUAAAAUUGAUAGAAAUACAGCUUCGAUGGAUAGAGGUCAAUAUGUGAGGUUUUGCAUCGAAGUGGAUCUAUCCAAACCUUUGUUGUCAAAGUUUAAAUUGAACAAGAGGACGUGGAUUAUUCAGUACGAAGGUUUGAAGAUGAUAUGUUUUAGCUGUGGCCACUUGGGGCAUAAAGAAGACAAUUGUCCUUAG
Beta vulgaris subsp. vulgaris (sugar beet) is the source of this 891-nucleotide messenger RNA. RefSeq lists its product as uncharacterized. The transcript has a single exon. Lineage: Eukaryota; Viridiplantae; Streptophyta; Magnoliopsida; Caryophyllales; Amaranthaceae. The record is from RefSeq and is a predicted model, not a curated record. Gene Ontology annotation, molecular function: nucleic acid binding; zinc ion binding. Bases 1 to 891 code for a protein of 296 amino acids.